Pisolithus orientalis is the source of this 1236-nucleotide messenger RNA. RefSeq lists its product as uncharacterized. The record is from RefSeq and is a predicted model, not a curated record. The transcript is spliced from 18 exons. NCBI's taxonomy places the organism in Eukaryota, Fungi, Basidiomycota, Agaricomycetes, Boletales, Pisolithaceae. The coding region runs from base 1 to 870 and encodes 289 amino acids.
AUGAACUAUCCGAAUGAUGAUGUCCCCACGAAGCUAUUUGUGGUUGCGAUUUGGGCUUUGGAUACCGCACAUAUCACCCUCAUGUGUCAUGCAUUGUAUUACUACUUAGUAUCAAGUUACGGUGUUGUGACCUCCCUGGCUUAUGGUGUAUGGUCGUUAUUCGCUUCGGUGGCCGUCAACUUAACUAUUGCGUGCGCAGUCCAGGCCUUCUUCACAGUCAAGAUAUUCUAUCUUUGCCGCCCUCGUCUCAGAUGGCUGGUGACCGUGCCUAUCAUCAUCACCGUACUGCUUCAUCUUGGCUUCGGCUUAGAAACUGUGGUUUUGAUGUUCAUCAAGAAGCAAUUGAGUUCACUUGCGCAACUUACGUAUUAUGCAGUGACGCCCUUCGGUGCGGCCCUCGUCGUAUCCGAUAUUUUCAUUGCCGUAGCACUUUGUUUCUUUCUACGGGAAAACAGCUCCCUCACCAUAUUCCCAAGGACGAAGCAACUCAUUAACAUUCUCAUAAUCUACGCCAUCAACCGGUGUCUACUGACCUCGUUAGUUGCUAUUGCAGAAGUAGUUUUGUGGUGGGUUAACCCGGAGAACUCGUGGUUUAUGGCGGUUGAUUUCACCAUCGGAAAAUUGUACGCCAACUCACUUUUGGCAUCCCUCAACAGUCGCAAUUUCGUUCGACGGAGUAGGAAUUCCGGGGACCUUGAUUUUUUCACCAACACCAUCCGCCUAUCCGAUCUGCCGGAGUCCUCGGGCGACACCGGUACCCCAAGAAAUGAUAACAGCAAAUUGAAUCCACGGGACCACGAUGUCCUUUCCACUGUAAGAAGCACUCAGGAUACAGAGGCUGCGCCUCGGCCGUGGCCUCAUAGUCUUUGAUAAGCGAGGUGAUAACGGACUUGUCAAGCCGGUAGAUAUCAUGGGACGCCUUUCUACUGCCAUCGAUUGAUACGAAUGACAUAGUACUAUGGAUACGCUAGGGAACGCCAAACGAACCAUAGCAUUAGCCCUAGGGAGCACGAUACCAUAAAUUAUAGCCCUUCGGUAGUCUCAUCAGGCGAGAAGAGCGUCGCGCACGUAUGUAGGUGAUAUUUCGCAUCAACACGACACGGCUCGGUCUUGUGGUGAAAAGACUAGGUAGCGGAUACAGGAUGGCACCAUCAGUAUCACAAUUCUCCUUCUCUUCACAGCGCUGUGGUCUUGCCACGUGCCGGACCGGCAGAGAUAUUGAUAACCGCCGCUUCG